Molecule: messenger RNA, 435 nt
Organism: Haemonchus placei
Lineage: Eukaryota; Metazoa; Nematoda; Chromadorea; Rhabditida; Trichostrongylidae
Source: the annotation of a GenBank genome assembly
AUGGGUGACAAAACAUUUCAUAAGGCGUCAGUCCUGCUAGGGCGAGCAGGUGACGCUCCGACAGUGGUAGAAGCGGUUCAAUUUCAUGGAAUACGAAUCACGAAGAACGAUGCGCUGGUUAAGGAGGUUUCUGAAUUAUAUCGGAGUUCGACGUUGGACGAGCUGGUUCAUAAUUCCCAUCUUGCAGCCAAGCAUUUCCAGGAAGUGGGGUUGAUGGAGAGUGCUGUACCGUUGAUCGACGUUGCCCCUUCCAGUAAUGGCUACAUUGUCAAUUUCGUCGUUAAAGAACCGAAGGCAUUUACUUUGGGUCUGAAAGCCGGUAUCAGCACAAAUGGAGAUGCUGACAUGUCACUGAAUGCUGGAAAGCACAGUGUUGGAGGGCGUGGUGAAGCAAUCAAUUCCAGUUACACAUAUACGGUCAAGGUGGGUUUCUGA